AUGUACGAAGUUUGCGACAUUUUUUGCGGCUGGGAAAUCAACCAACCGCCAAGUGCAGCAUCGGUCCUCAAGCUCUCCCAGUCGCCUUACGGCUCUAGCUCCGUCAUCUUCAGCAUUUUUGUAAUGCAGGAGGAAGAACAUGCAAGCAUCAGUAACAAGUUGAACAAUUGA
Molecule: messenger RNA, 171 nt
Organism: Colletotrichum lupini
Lineage: Eukaryota; Fungi; Ascomycota; Sordariomycetes; Glomerellales; Glomerellaceae
Exons: 2
Coding region: 1-171 (56 amino acids)
Source: RefSeq, a predicted model, not a curated record